Messenger RNA from Bombus huntii, 9090 nucleotides. RefSeq lists its product as uncharacterized. The record is from RefSeq and is a predicted model, not a curated record. The transcript has 4 exons. Lineage: Eukaryota; Metazoa; Arthropoda; Insecta; Hymenoptera; Apidae. The coding region runs from base 4799 to 7150 and encodes 783 amino acids.
CAGUUACCAACCACCCUGUAGAAUUGUAGAACCAGUCAUUUUCACUGGUGUGUUAUUUCUAGCGUUAGCAUCUAGCGAUCUAGCGAUCGAUCCGAAAUUUUCCUGAUAACUGAUAUCGUCGUAUCGAAGGAUACGCGGUAAAAAUUUGAAAAACGCGUGGCAAGUUGUAGAAAACGAGAAAAUUGGUUAAUCGGGGUUCGAUAAACGGAUCGCAGCACCCUUUUACACUUCGACGAUGAGUGCCAGUCAUUUUGACCGGUAUUUUUAUCUUUUUUUACAAAGGAGUUUAUCGAGCCCAGAAAAUACAGAUUUCAAGUGCAUUAUUCACAAUAAACAUGAAUUUUUGUAUUGGUAUGUUAGGCAAAGGUAUCGAUACGCGGCGGUACGACGUAGCCAUGCUGUAUUUUGACCGGUAUUGGUAUAAGUAGCUUUGAUGCAAAAUUAUUUCCAGCUUGAAUACAUAAAAAACAAAAAAAAUUCGUUAUAUUAUUAUAACGUAGGAAUUUUAAAAUAAAAUUGUAAAACCAGUCGAUUCGACUGGUGUGAUAGUUGCAGUGUUAAAGAGAUGGUUGUACACGUCGUUACAUGUAACGUGUUCUUCAGUCUCGUUGUCCCGCUCUUUCUGAUCGAACCUGUAUCGACGUAUACAGCUAUACAAAAUUGUACCAACCGGGGCCAUGUUUUGACGUUCGAUGGAGCACGUUCGAUCGUUUUAGUUUCGCGCGGUAAAUUAGCGAAAACGACAAUUUUUUAUUUCGUCGUAUUCGGGUAUUUUGAAAACGUGUGGUGCCGGGUUCGCUAUCGCAGUUCGAUCGAGUUCGUAUACGAAGAAUAUCACGAAGGUGUAUGAUAACGUGUUAAGCCAAAGAGAAUUCGAUUUCCACUUAAACGCAAUUCAUUACGAUCGAUUUAUCUUCGUUUGUUCGAUAUUUCCAAGAUGGCUUUGUUACCUGUCGCUAGUGUACGAUCUUUACUACAAUUAAUUUAUUUACAACAAAUUGAUUAGACGUCGAUUAAACAGGAAACGAUGAUUGUUUAACCUGAAUUGAUCUCGCAAUAACGUAUCGUAAUUAAGACAACUAGAUCGUUAAUUAGCAACUCUCGUCACCACACAUCCAACGCUCUUUCGACAACACUAGGCGACACUCUCUCGCUGACUUCUCGAUUCACAUUCUCUGGCUUCUCAACUUACACUCUUUCGCUUCUCAACUAGCACUGACUAGUAAUUCGUCUUUGUCCUUUAGCGUCCCUUUACCUUUUGUCUUAGCCCCACCACGUACGUGUUUCGCAACCGCUCAUGGCCAGGGUCACGUACGCCUUUUCCACGAAACUACUCGAUCGAAGAACCGACGAUACGUUGUUGGGCCUGCCGGCAUAUCGGCUUUCUCGCGACAUUGUUUAUGGUUCGGUCGAUAUCUCUCAGGCCAUUUGUCCACGCUACUGCAAUAAUUUCUUAUAAUCGAUUUAUUCUCGUUCGUUCGAUGUUUGCGAGAUCACUUAUAGCUAUCUAUCGCUAGCUUAUUCGUUAUUACGGAGAAAAGUGACCGCUCUUUCUACCGAGAACCGUCUCACCGUUGUUUAUUGGGACCCGUUCUUGGCUUACGAGUUGUUUAAAAAUGUCUCGAUUCUUGGAUAUCUAUUGUUAGCUUAUCCGUUAUUACACACCGGGACUGACUGGUUUCCACUCGAGCUCUGUAACGGUUCUGUCGUUGCAUAAUCGAAUAUAUUUCUAAAUUUGGAAAUUGCUCGAAACGUACCGAGAUUCCACGACGUUUGUCGCCGAUCGGUUUACCCAUCCACGUUCCAAAGAAGCUUUCGUCGACGUUCGAAUAUAUCGAGUUUUUCCUUAUCUCGAACGAAUCGAACGCGUUGCGUGACAAGAAAGACGGACGUUGGCGCGUUAACGGAAGACGAUUUACGAGUAUCGUCGAUUCCGAGGACGAAAGGAAGAAUUCCGAGGGUUUUCUUAUACUUGAAAAAUCCGUAAUUAUCGCUAGCGAUACGUAUCGAGAUUUUCUAUUUUCUGAUCUUCGUGCAAGAAACGAGAAUUUUUCCUUCGAAACGAAUUCUCGUUUCUAAGAAUAUUUUUAAACGAGAUGUUUCACAGGCUAUUUUCCAAGACGUAUCGCAGUCAUUCGACGUAGGAGACAUAGAAAUAUUUUUAAACGGCGGAAAACAAACUACUCGCGAAACAUCGAAUGAGAUAUUAUUCCUAUUAUACCGUGUUAUUUCGGUUUUAUAAGCGGUAAUGGUAUAAGGUUUCCAGAUAUAUACGAGUUUUCGGUGCUCUACUAUUUUCGAUUCGCGUCCGUUUCGUAAACAGCCCGACCUCACAUAGGCAAAACGGUGUGUCUCGGACGGUUAGCGUGGCUGAUCUGUUGGCAGCACUCAGGAUGCUCGAUUUUUUGCUCUCAUUUAUCCGGUUGUUGCACAGCCACCGCGCGACCAUGUAAUUUUCUGGUCAAGCCAACAAACGGUUACAAUGUUCUCUGCUAUUUGUAGAUUAACUUGUUUGCGCGUAAGGAAUUCGAGUAAAUACUCGACUUACUUUCGCUUCUUCGUGCCGUGACGUUAACUUUUAUUAAUCGAGCGUUCAAUUAGCCUGCCGAUUGUUGCUCGCGUUUUCUACUCUACGAUUAUUAUUAUUUCAUUAUUUCACUCUACGAUUAGCACCAACGAGUUGCGCGAAUUUCGUAUUUUGCCGCGAUAGAUGAAAAUACGCUACGGCGUAUAAUGCAAAAUAUCGGAUGCUGCGUCUAAAUUUUUUAAUUAAUUUUUAGUUCGUCCAGCCUAUCUUAUUUUUGAAUAAUUGCAAAGGAUUCGGCAAAAUCGAAUGUCAGUGGCAUUGAACGCGUUGAAAGAUCGACUGUCGUUACGAUCGAUCGAUCGAUCGAUCGAUCGAUCGACGAGUUUCGAAGCACCUUGCGUCAACGAAUUACGCGAGAGUGGAGCGUGGAACGCGGCGAGAAAAGGAGGAAAGAGGGGAAAAAGAAAGGAGACGAGAGACGUGGAAAAAGAAGAUCCUGGUUGCACUCGGCUCGAUUCUUCCCUGCUGGUUCACGGGGUUAAAUAUACCCUCGUGUUUGCAUCAUACGCGUUCGCGAAACCGAACAACCGAGAGGAGAGGGGGAAGGGAUAGCGCGUUAAGGUAGAGACGGGAAGGUAAUAUUAUACGCAUAUGGGAAAAGACGGGAGAGCAGGUAACGUGGAAAAAUAAAUAAACGAACGCGAGGAAAAAUAAAUACGGGAAAAGGAAACGGGGUGAAUUCGCGGAUAUCGAAUAUCACGAAUAUAUGCAGAGGCAAGGAAAUUGUUAACUGCGAAAAGAUGGGACGAUCGCGUUUUGAAUCGACGAAACCUAUCGUUUUCGUCGACCAACGGUUGCAAACGUUUUCGAAGAAACGCGACUGCUUCGUCGCGCGUAAAACGACGCCGUUUUCAAACGCCGCUGCUUCUGUAAUUAAAGAUCGGCGAAAUUGGAACGACUAAAAACGUUGUUGGGAAAUACAAAGACAAAGUGGAUGGAUCGGACGAGGAAGGUUUAUCGAACGUAAUACGACCGAACGAGGUACGCGCAGCGACACGGCGAUGAAAUAGAAAAAGAAGUAGAAACAGAGAAGUAGAGAAGCGAAGAAAAGAACAGACGCGAACGAAGCACGCGAUGAGCGAGAGAGAGAGAGAGAGAGAGAGAGAGAGAGAGAGAGAGAGAUGGAAGGCUAGAGAGGUUGAGAAACGAAGAGAGACAGCGAGGAGAAGGUUCGGAGACGUCUGCUAUUACGGAGCACCUCCGUGGUCAUGGCGCACAGCCCGAUAUGGAGCAAUCUCAGAUUUCCAUCCGCCCAAAUCAAGAAUAUACGCCCUCGCCUCCGCUCUCGCUCUCUUCUUCCUCUAAGGGGGAUCUCUGCUCGUCUUCUUUGCCACCGCCAUCGUCUCUGUAUUCCUCUCGCUACCUCUCCCUCUUUUCUUCCUCAGGCGGAGGUGGAGGCGCUGCUCGGGGUUGGUGCUUGGCCGUUGGUGCUGGUAACAGUGCCAAAACUGCCUCAAAACGGACUGCUCCGUUUUGUCGUCCUCCUCUUUCUCUCCCCUUUUCGGCUCUCUCUCCUCUCCUUUCCUCCUUCCCUAUCUUCUUCUUCUACUCCUCUCUUCGAUCUCUCUUUGUUUCUCUUCUUCUUCCUCUUCUUCUUCUUCUUCUUCAGCCGCUUCUUCUUCUUCUUCUGCUGCUGCUGCUUCUUCUUCUUAUUCCUCUGCCUCUUCUUAUUCCGCUUCUUCUUCUUCUUUUCUCUGUCUAGUCGUUCGCGCGUGUUCCUUCCCUCUUCGCGUAUCGCUGGUCCCGUGCUCGUCCACGGAUAACCUAACUCAUCGCAGACACGUGCCCUCUAUCCGCCUUCUUGCACCUUCCUUCUUUCGAUUACCGUCUCCGUUCUCGGCAUCCAGUUGGUCGGCGAUACGAUCGACCACGCUUUCCCCGUUUUUCCAGCGUGUCCGUGGCUGCGCCGAACUCGCGAACGCCACACGACCCGGUCGAGACAACAAGUGUCCGGAGCGAGGAUCGCGCGAUUCGAGUUCAUCGCACCGCGACCAUCGUGUCGCCACGUUCUCGUUAUCGUUCGUCGUCCUAUCCGCGUUCGCCGUUGAUCGCGAUCGCGCCAGUGAUUUUCUACGAAAUCACCACCAGCCCAGCGAAGAUUCCUCGGACGGAGGUUUCCGGUGGAGUCGGAGCACGAGCUUCAACGACGAAUGUUGGUGGUCCGUGGAACAGGAUUUACCGGGAACCACGAUCCUUCGGCAACGACCGUUCAUGUUGCCAGAAAGCAAGUUUCCCGUCACAGGGGGCACUAUGCAGACCGAGGAAAUCGUGUCUCGCGCGCAAUCUACUGGUAUAGACGGUGGUCCCACGGACAACGCUUCUCUGCACCAUCAUCCGCAUCGUUCGUCGCGUGUAAAGUGUCCGCUGCCACCUCUGCUCCACAUGGCGGUCAAGCAGGAGCCACAGGAGGAGGAGGAACGAAGUCGUGACACGAAUGCGUUGAGUCCUCAAGUAGAUGCUGACGUUUCGCCGACGUCCGUCGAUGGCAAACACGGACAUGGACACGAAACCAGCCAUCAUCAGAUUCAAGAACUGGAGGAAAGCGCAGGACAGACUGUUACGGAUCUCAAUAGCCGAGGAAGGCCGAGCCGAGGCCGCAGGAAGUCGCGAUGGAAGCUCAAGUUUCAUCACCAGGCGCUGCCCCCGGAGUACCUUGACCACUACGAGGCGUCCCUUGCUCAAGAGGCUUUAAACUCGUCGCCGACGCGGCUAACGGAACCGACGAUUCCGAGCCCGGCGCCAACCAGCUCCACCUCGACGCCGAGUCCCAUCGCCGACGUGCACGGCUGGCUGCAGCGGAUCGCCGCGAUGCAACAAGAGCUGUGUCCGCGGAUCUCGUCGUCGCAAUGCUCGCCCGUAAAUUCGUGCCAAGCGUCGGGCUCCAGGAGGUCCGUGAUCACGUCCACGUCCACGCACGCGUUGAACGCGGGCCACCAUAAUCACAACCACGGUCACGGUCAGCAGCAACAGCCGCUGUCUCAAGGAUCCGGCAGGCCGCCGAUGAAAUACUCGGAUCUGCCUUACAUGGGCGAGAUCACGCUGGACAACAGCAAGCCGCGACGCGGUAGGAAACCGAAGAAAGCCGACAUUUGCCAUUUAAUCUACAAGAAUUACGGCACCAUACUGCCCGGCACUCCUGGCCACGAGGAGAGAAGGCUGUCGCCGAGGGACAAGUUGGACUGCCGCGAGAGGAUCUCGCCGCAGAUGCCGUUCCAACGGACCGACGUUCAGAAUAGAAUCAGUAGCUUGUUGGAGAAACGAUUGACUCAGGAGUCGCGACGAAGCUUCGGCGCGAUGGAAAACUCAAGGGAGCAGGACGAGCCGUUGAAUCUGUGCAUCAGAGACUUGAACCAGCUGAAGAUCAGGCUACUGCGAAAACACGGCAACGUGUACGAGUCUGGGCAGGUGAAGAGCGAGACGUCCAGCGACGGAGAAGAGAUCGAGUGUAUAGGCGCCACGUUCCCUUCGGAACCGGGCUACCGUUCGCUGGAUCAUCUCGGUCACAUCACCGGCAACAACGUCAAUCACAACAACAACAACAACAACAACAACAACGUGAUCGAGCCCGUGUUGGCUGGCAAUCCCGGAUUCGUUUACUGGCCGAACGCCGGAGUCUUUAUCCAUCCGAUGGCGUUGCAAUCGCAGCUGCUCUACUACCAAAAGAUGGCGCAGAACGACAAAUGCUAUGCCCGUGGUUUGGAUCAACAUCCGAAGGAGCAGAAGAUCGUCCCAAAAUCGAUAUACUCUAUGAUGGAGACGAAGAGUCCGCCUCUGUUGCCGGCCGCGGUCCAACCAGCCUCUCAGACGGCCACCGUCGUGCCGCCUCCUGUCUCGCCCAGACCGAAGAGAAACGCGUCCGUGGUUCAAGCUCAGGGACAGCCGACGAAGAGGAAACGAUCCGCCAUAUUCAUCCCGCCCAUGCCAUCGGAGAACAACAACAAUCCAGCGACGGAAGUGAGCAUAUGCAAAUUUAAAUUCACCGGAGGUGCGAAGCCCAGUCUACAGGAGAAGAAGAGCCUGUCGGUGGAUUCGGGCGGCAACUUUAGAUACUACAGCGGCACCGGUGACAAGAGUAUGCGCGGCUACGAGUUCUUUCCGCGGGAAGCGCUUCAACAGUCGGCAGGGCAAUCGGGUUCCUCGACGGGAGCUUUUCUCAACGCCGCCGGCGAGAGGAUUCAGCCGACGGCCUGCCAGAGGAGCGGCAAUCAGGAGGAAGGUCGUCGCAAGAGGAAGACUCGAAAGUCCCUUCAGAGGGAGAAGCUGGAGCAAACGUUCAAGGAGAAAGGAUUUCUCAUACAGACGCAGCAGCUGGAGUCCGCCGAGGGCGCUACUUACUGCAAGUUCCGGCAGCUUAGGAAAUUCACCAGGUAUCUGUUUAGAAGCUGGAAGGACUACCUUCCGGGGAACGUGCGCGAGCUGACGGGCGCGCCGGACAACGAAAUGGCCGACGGAGACGCGGAGAGCGACACGAACGUGUUACCCUCGCCGGUCCCUCGUCCCAAUAUGAUGGUGGACGUUCCUGCUGGCUUCGUCGACGAGCAUCGCGCCCUGCCUCUCACGUGAAACGUUGAAAUCGCUGCCCGAGGCGGUCGGACGAUUCCAACUUGACGCUACUUUUGCCACGGUUGCGUGCCGCGUUCCGGCUCCGCGGAGUACGCGCGCCACGCUGCCUCGUAUCCAGCGGAUAUCGAUCGGUUCAACGAUCGUUCUUUUUCUUGCCAGUGCUCGAAGCGAAGAACGGCCAGCGUAUUGUACAUAGAUUUCGAACGACGAUCGAUCUCGAUGAGAAGAACGGCCAAAAAUAGUCGAGAGGAGCACUUCCUCCGAGCGAGUUUCGUACGUCCGUGUUUCGUAUCCGACGAAAGAUAUCAGCUAACGAAACGAAACUUUGGUAAACGAUAAACCGCGUAUUGUAGGACGAUAUUCCUUAAGCCGUGACGGAUGUAACGAUGCGUUGCCGAUGAGCUUUGGCCGACAGAGAUGUAACAGGAAUUGAAAACGAAAGAAACGUUUAGAUUCCGAGGAGGAAUCGGUUGUCAAAAUUAACGGACGAGAAAAUGUCGUUAAAACGCGAUCGUUAAAUCUACUGGAAGCGGGUGGAUCGUUGUCGAUCGCCUCGUCCAUCGAGUUUGUUGGUUCAGCGACGUCUCCUUUUCGCGAUUUUCUAGCCAUUCGUCUGUAUCGCGAUGCCUGUUACGAGUCUCGACAGGUACAUACCUGGUCGUUGUUGCUAUAUCGUUGCUAGCGUUUAUUGCAUUCGUCGGUGUUAAACCGCCUUGUUACGGUAUUUUUAAGAAACCUAAUUGGCGCAACGUAAAAACAGCCGAUCGGUUAGGGCGUAGAGGACAGUUCUAACGCGUUAACCUGUUACACGAUUCUCCUAAUAAUUCGUCUCUUAGGUCACCGAUGUUUUCGAUGUUUAGCCGCCUUCCGCUCGAUUAUGUUUAUUUCAAAGUAUCGAAAACUCGUCGCCAAAUCUGGUCGAUUGUUCGAUGGAUCGUCACCGGGCGAUUCAGCGUUCGCAAAAUCGAGAACGCGCGAUAUUCGCAAUAUUCGAAAGACUCGAUCGACGUGGUUUCUCGUUCGUCGAAUUUACCAUCUUGGCCGAAGAAGUCGCCGAUUAAGAAACGUAACACGGCGAACAAGGUAACAGGUUAAACGCGAAAGACAAUCGCGUAGCUUUCGCUCUGCGCUCGCGAUCGACGUCAGCUGACCGUUAACGUCGCGACGGUUCGGUAUCGAGACUUUACAACGCGUGUAAAACACGAUGAUAGUUGAAAAUUUCUUUUAUCGAACUUUCCCGUUGUAUUUUUUUUCUUAUCGAACGACGACGCGCGCGUUGCUAAACAUCGCACACGGAUUUCGAGACUUCGUCGCUACCGCCUUACGCCAAGGCGGAGAGAAAGAGAGAAGAGACAGCGGCGUGUUAUCGUCGCGUAACGUGAUUUAAUAAUAAUGUUAAUUCGAUCGUAGCUCGUGCCAAAGAUGGGAGACUGGAAUGUACAUAGCGCUGAAACAACGUGUUUGUCGUAGUUAACCAAAGAGCGUGGUUUCGUGCUCGCCGAUUAGAAGCGGAUACGGAUAUGUAAUCCUCGUGUUAAGAAACGAGAGGCGUGACGCGAUAAAUUCAGCUUUCUAGCUGCCCCGACCAUGGCCGAGGCGAGACUUUCUUCGGCUUUCGAUUUUUGCCAUACGUUUCGCGAGGCUCGCGCGCUUCCAGGAACAGACAGCAAGAACGAGAGGCAACGAGAUCGGGGAAAGAAGAGAAUACGUAGGUUGGCAGAGAGCGAGACUCCUCGGCACGGGGAAUAAUCUCGAAGGAAGAAAAACGGAAUAACGAGAAGAGAGUGAAAGGAGAGGAAACGGCAGAGUCCGUUGUAACUAUACGAUUAACGUGAUUAUUUUUUAAUCGUAAAUUACUCGCCAAUCUUAUUUAAUAACGCCUAACGAAAUCUAGUCUUAUUUAUACUCUUUGUUAAAUCAAAAGCCGUGUUUUUUCUUUA